Molecule: messenger RNA, 306 nt
Organism: Rotaria sordida
Lineage: Eukaryota; Metazoa; Rotifera; Eurotatoria; Philodinida; Philodinidae
Source: the annotation of a GenBank genome assembly
AUGAAUUCUCGUCUUAGUGGUGAUGAUCGUUAUAGUUCUACAAGUCAUGGAAAAUUUAGAUUAUUUCAUUUCAAAUCUGAAAUAGCAAAAUUUCUAUUAACAAAACUAAAUAUUCAAAUAUUCCCAACAGCAGCUAUUAGUUCAUCAAUAAAUGUUUAUCGAAGUGAUGAAGAAAAUGAACCACCAACAAAAAAACUACGUGAAGCCAGGUCCAGUGUAACAAAUGUAGUACGAUAUGAUAGUUCUGAUCAUUGGCCUUUAUUUAUUUCUGCUCUUAACAGUACUCGAUGUCCAUUUAUGCCUUAA